Messenger RNA from Stylonychia lemnae, 888 nucleotides. The record is from the annotation of a GenBank genome assembly. Lineage: Eukaryota; Ciliophora; Spirotrichea; Sporadotrichida; Oxytrichidae.
AUGCUAAUCUCUUCAAGAAAAUUUAGGAGUCGGUUAAUCUUAGUUCUAUUCAUUGUAGCUUUGAUCUUUUCUGCCAACUAGGUCGAAGGCAGAGGGAAGAAAAAGAGAUCCAAUUCGGCAAACUCUGCAAGUUGCGCUUCUCGUGGACUAGACUGCACAUCAACUUGCUGUCUGGAUACAACAUGUGCAGUUGAUCUAGCUGAUUGUGCUGGUUAUAUUAAUAGAGAACUUGAAGAGAUUUAUAUUGGAUUUGGAACGGUUAUUGCUUUAAUGAUUGGAAUUCCUUGUAUAUUAUGGUCAAUAAAUGCAUGCAUGAUGUACAAAUUUUGCUAAAAGGAGGAUGAGGCAGAUGGAGUAAAAACUGGAGGAUUUUCAAUCUUUGAAAUAUUUUUACUAGUUUGCUGCUGUGGUUGCUGCAAGCGUAAAAAGAGAUAUGUUGAUGAUGAAGAUUACGAUGAGGAAGAAGCUUCACAAUAGCAAUAGAGUAAUGAUGAUAUUCUGAAAGCAGAGCACACCUCAAAAUCAGGUAAUCUUGGAUAAAAUGUUGAUUCCAAGGGAAAUCAUAAUAGCACAUAGUAAAAUAGUCAAUAAGAUAAUCUCAGAUUAUAAGGCUAAAAGAAAAAUGUUCCAAAAAAUCCAUGUCUAAAAUGCUUAUGCAUUGUAUUCUGUUGUAUGGACUCCAAUUUCAAUGAAGACUCUAGUUAAGGAAACGACGAGAAAAAUCUAUUGUUAGAUGAUUAGAUAGCAGGUGAACCUAGUAUUGAGUUUAAUAACUCAGAGAGGAAGAACAGCAAGUCUAAAAAUAUUGAUUAAGAUGACUUGAAUCUUGAUGAUGAGCAAUUAGAUAACGAGGAAGAUGAUAACUAUAAGUCUGAACAGGAGAAAUGA